This is a messenger RNA of Alternaria hordeiaustralica, 1350 nucleotides long. RefSeq lists its product as uncharacterized. Lineage: Eukaryota; Fungi; Ascomycota; Dothideomycetes; Pleosporales; Pleosporaceae. The transcript is spliced from 3 exons. Gene Ontology annotation, cellular component: vacuolar membrane. Gene Ontology annotation, biological process: amino acid transmembrane transport. Gene Ontology annotation, molecular function: amino acid transmembrane transporter activity. The record is from RefSeq and is a predicted model, not a curated record. Bases 1 to 1350 code for a protein of 449 amino acids.
AUGCGCGACCAAUGCGAGACGAUCGAAAACGGACACCGCGAUCAGAAUGACAGUUGUGACAUGGCACAUGCUGGAGUACCCCAGGCCGCCACGUUACCACCGCACGAUAGCGAGAAGGCCGGCGAGAGCAGCAACAAGGGUGAACGAAUUGACAUCCUCGAAAUUGCAGGACAAGCUAGUCCAGACAGGAAGCUCAACAAAUGGCAGGCGUCGCUGAUCUACAUCACGAAUCAGGUGGGCUUCUUCAGGAGAUAUCCUUCAGUCUUGAGUUGCGUCGACUGUUUCAGAAUUAUCGGCGGUACCCCUCUGGCUACUGUUGUAGGCAUUGGCUUCGUACUCAAUCAGCUCUUUGCUUGCUCAUCCGCCGUCAUCACAAUGAGCAUCGCGCUUAACAGCAUCUCGGAGCAUGCCAUGUGCACCAUCUUGUUUAUUCUGAUCCCCACUAUCGUUUCUUGCGUUCUGUGUAUGCCCAGACGCAUGAAGUUUCUGGCGGAUUUUGGCAUCCCUUGCACUAUCUCAAUUCUUGCUGCAACUAUCAUCGUUGUGGUUGCACUUGGUAUCGCUGGACCUAACGGUGCGCCACCAGGAUGGGAGAAAGAGAUCGUGCUAGUUGGUCAUCCUACCUUUGCGCAAGGUUUUACCUCCGUUCUCAACAUCGCUUUCGCGUAUGCCGGCAACCAAGCAUUCGUUACAGUGAUGGCGGAGAUGCAAGACCCAUCAAAGGACUUCAUGCCUUCGGUGUUCGUUCUGCAGGGCUUCGCAAUUCCCAUGUACACGAUCGUUGGAAUAGUCGUCUAUGUAUUGGCUGGAGAAUACACAACCAGUCCAGCGCUCGGCGCAGCACCUAUGAUGAUAGCUAAGAUCGCGUAUGGUCUUCUCCUACCUACGCUACUUGGAACAUCGCUGGUGUUUGGCCAUACAUCGAUUAGAUACAUGUUCAUCGAGUGGUUACGCUUCAUGGGCAGAGAGCGCGAGUACCGCCAAAACACCAGGCAGACCUGGAUAAUGUGGCUCGGUAUUGGCACCAAUUUCUGGACCCUUGUCUUCCUUCUCGCAAACGCCAUACCACUCUUCCAUUCCAUCCUUUCGGUGUCGGCCGCGCUCUUCGUCUCUUGGUUUACCUUUGGGAUAUCGGGAGUCAUGUGGCUGUAUCUCAACUGGGACGUUCAGUUCCACGGUUGGAAGAAGACGUGUUUAGCCACUCUGAAUUGGACGAUCAUCGCCUUGACUCUGUUUGCGAAUGGUGUCGGUUUGUGGGCUUCAAUUGAGCAGCUCAUAGCUGCGUACCAUGAUCCUCUCGUUCCUGUCGAAGGCUCGUUCACAUGUGCUGAUAAUAGCGUUUGGGGGUAG